AAACUCAAACCACCCUUAUAAAAACUUCAAGUUGUGAAGAGGAAGAGGAAGAAGAAGAAGAAGAGUAAAGGUUGAGACUUUGAAGAAAAAGCCAUACGUACAUCACAAAAAGGCCAAGGUAAAAAGCACACAUUUAUGAGCUCAACCACCAUGGAAAUCCAUAAAAGAGAUACUGAGCCUGAUUUCAACUUGAGAGAAUGGGGCCUGAAGGCUAAAAUGGUCAGUAGAGAAAACACACUUUCAAGAAGGUUUUCAGCACCAAGCUUCAGGAGAAGUUUCAGAGAAGACCCAAAUAAGUCUUUCAGAUCCAAUAUAACCAUUUCUAGCACUGCUUCUUCUCCUGGUUACACCUUAAAAGAGGAAAUUGACCCUUCAACAUACUCAUUCACUGCUGCUCUCAAAGCAUUGCAGGCAAGAUCAGCAUAUGGCUGGGAGUGCCUAUCACCAGAUGGUUUUGCUUUGAAUUCCAAGUGGAAUGAGGCUGAGAAGUACAUUUGCAACCCACUCUCAGGAGAAGUCCCAUUGGAGUGUUUAUCUGCCAAAACACUCAGUGGGAGGUCUUUCUGCAGCUUAGCAGCUGGCAGGAUUACCAUGUCUGCCCCUCUCAUUUACCCUUCUCACUCAAGGCUGGUCGUUCACUCAAAGACUUCUCUCCCCUCACAUGAAAUUGAAGCCCACUUUCCAAUCGAAGUGGCAGAGAAGAAAGUGUGCAGCAAGACCAGAGAUGUGGGAACCCAAAGCACACCACCACCUGAGCUCAGCUGCUGCAGCUCUCGAUCAAGCAGUCCCAGCCCUGCCCCCACUCCUUCAGUUGAAGAGAGGUCCAUAAAGAGAGAUGAGGCUGAAAUAGACGACUCACCCACCAGUACCAAUUUGGAAAAACUCAUCAACUUUGGUGAAAAGGUUGAAGUGAAAGAAACAAUACCAGAGAAAGAAGCAGCAAAAGGAGAGGAGGAAAUGGUUGAUAUGAGGAAAAAAGGAAAGCAAAUGUGCAUGUGCAGGCAAGGUGGGUGCUUACCAUGGAGGGGUUUGUGGAUGAGAAAAAGGAAGAGGGAGAAACACAAACCAAGAAAGAAGAAUAUGUUUUUUCACCAUAUCAAUGGAAUUCUAAACAAAUCAGCUAGCUAGC
Molecule: messenger RNA, 1129 nt
Organism: Rhododendron vialii
Lineage: Eukaryota; Viridiplantae; Streptophyta; Magnoliopsida; Ericales; Ericaceae
Exons: 5
Coding region: 136-1128 (330 amino acids)
Source: RefSeq, a predicted model, not a curated record